Molecule: messenger RNA, 1668 nt
Organism: Aspergillus pseudoviridinutans
Lineage: Eukaryota; Fungi; Ascomycota; Eurotiomycetes; Eurotiales; Aspergillaceae
Product: hydrogen/calcium exchanger domain-containing protein
Exons: 12
Coding region: 1-1668 (555 amino acids)
Biological process (GO): intracellular calcium ion homeostasis; calcium ion transmembrane transport
Cellular component (GO): fungal-type vacuole membrane
Molecular function (GO): calcium:proton antiporter activity
Source: RefSeq, a predicted model, not a curated record
AUGCACAUCUACCGCCGUCAAGCCAGGAAUCUGGCCUGGUACGACCAGGAAGGCGAGCCAUCCGUUUAUAAUCCCUUUAAAAAGUUCAAAGCACGGCCGCGACGGUCCAAUUCCUAUCAGAUGGAGAGCGGACUCACUUCCGUCCGCACGGCGGGGGAGGUGCGCAUGUCGGAGGAACGACGGCGGCGGAGGGACAUGACCGACGGCCUGGCCGGUCCAGAGCACGCAGACACCUUUCCGCCAGAGUCGUCAGGAACGGACGGUCUUCAUCGAACAGAAAGUGGAGAGAAAUCGGCCGAGCCAUCGAUGCGCAGCCAUGACCCCAUCAACGUCACCAACCAAGAGGGACAGGAUGAGAUCCCGGAAGGAAAACCUCGGAAGAGGAAGACCCUUUUGAGCGGCUAUGGAAGUCGGUCUGAGGAUGGGGAAGCCGUAUCUUCGGUGGAGGAGGCGAAGGAUGAACCUGACAAGCAAAAGUUCACCGCCGUUGGCCAGCUCAAGGCGACUAUUUUCAACUCUUGGAUGAACGUCCUCUUGAUCGCUGCGCCAGUUGGAAUUGCACUGAAUUACGUCAACGUUGAUCCGGUGGCCGUCUUCGUGGUCAACUUCGUUGCUAUUAUACCCCUUGCGGCCAUGUUGAGUUAUGCCACGGAAGAAAUCGCCUUGCGUACUGGUGAAACGAUUGGUGGUCUGUUGAAUGCAUCAUUCGGUAAUGCGGUCGAGUUGAUCGUCGCCAUCAUCGCCUUGGUCGAUAAGCAGGUUGUCAUUGUUCAAACGUCACUUAUAGGCAGUAUGCUUUCGAAUCUGCUGCUGGUUAUGGGCAUGUGUUUCUUUUUCGGUGGCGUCAAUCGUCUCGAGCAACACUUCAACCCGGUUGUCGCGCAAACAGCGGCUAGUCUUUUGGCACUGGCGGUGGCUACCGGAACUGUGGGAAUUGCCCCGUUGUCGCGAGGCACCAGUAUCAUCUUGCUCUUCGUCUACGGAUGCUACCUCUUCUUCCAGCUCAAGUCGCACACCGAGAUCUACAACAGACCCAGCCCCAAGGUCGAGAAGCGACGCCAAAAGGUGUCCGGUGGUGACGCCAGCCGGGGCCUUGCCCAGAUCGGCAAGAUGACGGCCACCAUGGGUGGUCAGAACGCGCAGCAGAUGCAACUGCACGAGGAGGACGACGAGGAACAGCCUCAGCUCAGCAUCUGGGUUGCCGUCCUGACACUGACCAUCUCCACGACCUUUGUCGCAUUGUGCGCUGAAUUUAUGGUUGGUUCCAUUGACGCUCUUACGGAACGAGGCCACAUCUCGGAGACAUUCGUCGGGCUGAUCCUGCUCCCUAUCGUCGGUAAUGCGGCCGAGCACGCCACGGCGGUGACGGUGGCAUGCAAGGACAAGAUGGACCUGGCGAUUGGAGUGGCUGUGGGAUCAAGCAUGCAGAUUGCUCUGCUGGUUCUGCCGUUGGUUAUUGUGAUUGGAUGGAUUAUGGGACUCGAGAAUAUGACCUUGUAUUUCGAUGCAUUCCAAGUGAUCCUGCUUUUCGUCUCUGUGUUGCUGGUGAACUAUCUCAUUGCCGAUGGCAAAUCGCACUGGCUCGAGGGUGUGCUGUUGAUGAUGAUGUAUUUGAUCAUCGCCGUGGCUGCUUGGUUCUAUCCUAACAAGACCGAAACAGCUGCUUAA